Molecule: messenger RNA, 699 nt
Organism: Nakaseomyces glabratus
Lineage: Eukaryota; Fungi; Ascomycota; Saccharomycetes; Saccharomycetales; Saccharomycetaceae
Gene: NAS2
Product: Nas2p
Biological process (GO): proteasome regulatory particle assembly
Cellular component (GO): nucleus; cytoplasm
Molecular function (GO): protein binding
Source: RefSeq, a predicted model, not a curated record
AUGAGUGACAUCAAUGAUGUCUCACGCAUAGCAAUAGACCCUUUGCUGCAGAAGCAGAUUGAUGACUACCAACAGUUGCCCUUACCCCAGUUGAUGCAGUGCAAGGACUCGAUCGAGGCCGAGAUCGAGAAGUUCCUAACUGUAUUAGCAAAUGAUCUGAAUAGUGAUAUGACUUCUCCGUUACUCACUGGGGAUGGGUUCCCUCGCAACGACAUUGAUGUGUAUCAAGUGCGGUAUGUAAGACAGAAGGUUAACAUGCUGCGAAAUGAUCUAGUUAAGGUGAUGGAUCAGUUGCACACUGCGCUGUCAAGCCAUUUUGUAUCACGCUCCAUUGAUUCAAAGCUUAAUGCGAUGACCAUGGAUGGUAAUGACGGAAGAACGCCGGAUCAGGGCAAUGGAAAUAUAGAUGCAGCAGCAAGAGCGGUACCGUUUGCUCGUGUUACCGAGGUGACACCGGAGAGCCCUGUAAGUGUGGCUGGCAUAAAUGUUGGUGACCUUUUGUGUACAAUUGGCACCAUUGACGCAACUAAUCACAACAGUCUAAAGGCCAUUCCAGGACUAAUAGCGUCAUGUGAAAAUUCCGAUGUAAAAAUCACGUUGAAACGUGGGGAAGCUCAACAGUUGCAUAACGUAACGUUGAGACCUUCACGCAACUGGCCGGGCCAAGGCUUAUUAGGCUGUAGGCUACAAGAAAUAUAA